AUGUCAUAUAGCGAACCCACAGUACUCAUCAUAGGCGCAGGUACUUUCGGCGCGUCCACCGCGUAUCAUUUGAGCAAACAAUACAAGGAUCCAUCUCGGAUAACCAUCGUUGAUCGCUGGAAUACCAAUGCAUCACUUGGUCAAAAGCAGGCGGCAGCCAUCGACACCAACCGCAUCAUCCGUACCGACUACGAAUCGCACCUUUACUGCAAUCUCGCAAAUGAAGCUAUCCAUUUCUGGUUCUGGAGCAUUGCAGUUCAAGGCCACUUUCACAAAACUGGUUGGGUUGUUCUAGACAAGAAAGGCGGUACUUUUGGAGAUGCGAUCAAAAAGACAUUUUGCGAGCGCGGAGGCGAUUGCACGCGGGACUUACCAGCUAAAGACCUGGACAAGUACGCUGUGACCAAAGGGAUCAAGAGUGAACAAUAUGGCAAAGGCUACUUCAAUCCUGAAGCUGGAUGGUGCGAUGCAGAAAGAGCAACUCAAAGCUUUACUAAGGUUGCACUCGAGUCUGGUGUCAAAAGAGUAACCGGAGAAGUGCAAGAGUUAUUACUUAGUGCCGACAAAAGCCGCGUCGCUGGCGUUAAGCUGAGGGAUGGCCAGAUUCUCAGAGCCGACAAGAUCGUGUUAGCAGCAGGAGCAUGGACCAGCUCUCUGAUGUCACCAAUUGAAGACACUUUGAAGAUCCAAGAGCAGGAUCGCAUCGAGCGUCAGGUCACCGCAGUCGGACGUGUCUCCGCGUACUACACACUGAACGAACAAGAUACCCAAGGCAUGAUCGACGAAGAAGUCCCCGUGAUCGUCAUUGGUGGAGAAGUCGACAUCAUUCCACCUUCGCAGCCGAACCGGACGCUGAAGAUCAAUGAUCUUAAGACAGAGAUCGUCAACAGGGUCACAACACCUUCUGGACAUACCAUCACCAUGCCAUCACGGAGGAACCAAAACGAUGUUCCGGAGAAGCUGAAGCACGAAAGUGCACAAAUAAUUCACAACGCCAUGCCAGAGUGGACGCGCAGCAGACAACCAGACCGCUGGCGAAUUUGCUACGAUGCUGUCACACCCACAGAAGACUGGCUCAUGUGCCAGCACCCUCAUCAACAGCUCGCCAAUCUAUAUCUGGCAGUCGGUGGCAGCUUUCAUUCGUACAAGUUCCUCCCCGUCGCUGGCAACUACAUGUGCAAUGUGCUAUCUGGUAAGAGUAAUGGCGAAGAGAAGGAUACCGCUUGGAAGUGGAAAAACGCGGAGGAACUAUCCUGUCGCAAAGGUAAGGAAUUUGGCGAGAGCCCAAGGAAUUGCGAUAAGAAGGAGUUGGGUGAGUACGAGGGGGUAUCAUCGAGUUGGUCAGCAAAUGCUAGUAUGUCUCACCUAAAGGAAACUCAGACAACCGACGAUACCAGCCAAGAGGAUUCUUGCGUCCAGUUUGCCAGUGGAAAGAAGGUGAUCAUCCUCCCCAACGACCCGCCCUCGAAAAAGCCCGAAGAUGAAUACAUCUUAGUUAGUGAUCCCAUGGCUGAUGCUGUCGACAACUUGGGCGUCUCUGGCCUCCUCAUCCAUUACGCUAGUAUCCUCGCAGUCGAAACUAAAGCAGACCUCCACACCAGCCCACAAUGGGAUGCGCUCGUCGAGGGCCUCGAUACUCUACGCGUCUGUUCCAAACUUUUCUCAAACGCCACCAUCGAUGAUCUGCCCAAAGUGUUCGGGUAUGUCAACUUCAAACUAUCGCCGCAACACCAGGUCACCCUUUUUAUCGUCCUUUCAGCCAUAUUCAAGACGACUGACUGGAUGCGCUUCGAGCGUCAGGUUGUCGAGAAGGAGGAAUUCGGGAUAUCAGCUGUCGUAUGGGCGUUCAAAAUCGGUCCUAGGGGUCUGACACUGGGGCGGUCAAAAGGAAAGAAGGAGCUUGAAACACUCCUGGAGGCGGAGGAGGCGUGGAUCGCUGCUAACCGCAACGCGGUCGAUUAUGAAGACAGCAAGAAGGCGCUGCUGCAGCUCGCUGCUGGAUUCGUGGAGUGGGGUACGAACGCGGCCGGUUUCUUUAGCGCUAAGUAG
Alternaria burnsii is the source of this 2049-nucleotide messenger RNA. Its product is annotated as fructosyl amino acid oxidase. Gene Ontology annotation, molecular function: flavin adenine dinucleotide binding; sarcosine oxidase activity; saccharopine oxidase activity. The coding region runs from base 1 to 2049 and encodes 682 amino acids. The transcript is spliced from 4 exons. Lineage: Eukaryota; Fungi; Ascomycota; Dothideomycetes; Pleosporales; Pleosporaceae. The record is from RefSeq and is a predicted model, not a curated record.